CUUAUAUUUCGACGGCCAAAAGCUUUAGAGAAAGAGGAGAGAGAGAGAGAGAGAGAGAGAGAGGAGAAGCGAGCGGAGGGAGUCGAAAGGGAUGGCGGAGAGUCGGAGCUCGCUUGGAUCGAUCAGGAGUUGGGUUGUGGAGCACAAGCUUCGAACCGUCGGGUGCCUUUGGCUUAGCGGGAUCGGGAGUUCGAUCGCCUACAACUGGUCUCGCCCUAACAUGAAAACCAGCGUCAAGAUCAUCCACGCGAGGUUGCAUGCACAGGCUCUUACACUAGCUGCCUUAGCUGGAGCUGCAGUGGUUGAAUACUAUGAUCAGCAGUCAAAACCACGAUCAGAUGUGGACAAAUAUCCGAAUCAAUUUAUCGCACAUCCGCAAAAAGAUUAAAGAAUCUAGUGCACAUGGUUUUGAACUUGAUUCUGCACCAUUGGAUACUGGCAAUAAACUCUCAGAUCACUUGAUUUUUUUAGAGCAUUAUAUGCAAACAUUUGCACUAAAAAGCCUUUUUCUAUAGAGGUAGAGUUUAAAUUCUGUCAUUGCCAAAAUCAUUUGAGGGCAUUGGCAUUUUGAUGAUGAUGUUUACACUGGUAUUCCGGUAUGGAAUCGGUAUCUUAUGCAUCCAGUGAAAACAAACCACUUUGUGUUAUUAGUUCCGUUGAUUAUCAUAUCCUAGUUUGUGUGGUGCUUUCUGGAGA
Molecule: messenger RNA, 696 nt
Organism: Musa acuminata AAA Group (dessert banana)
Lineage: Eukaryota; Viridiplantae; Streptophyta; Magnoliopsida; Zingiberales; Musaceae
Exons: 3
Coding region: 92-388 (98 amino acids)
Biological process (GO): mitochondrial respiratory chain complex IV assembly
Cellular component (GO): mitochondrial inner membrane
Source: RefSeq, a predicted model, not a curated record